Saccostrea cuccullata (small rock oyster) is the source of this 1104-nucleotide messenger RNA. RefSeq lists its product as uncharacterized. Bases 1 to 1104 code for a protein of 367 amino acids. The record is from RefSeq and is a predicted model, not a curated record. Lineage: Eukaryota; Metazoa; Mollusca; Bivalvia; Ostreida; Ostreidae. The transcript has a single exon. Gene Ontology annotation, biological process: DNA integration. Gene Ontology annotation, molecular function: nucleic acid binding.
AUGAUGUCUAAAGCACAUUCUAGUCACCAAGGUAUUGAAGCUUCCCUUCGUAAAGCCCGAGAUUCUAUCUACUGGCCAGCAGUGAACAGUGAAAUCAAAGAUUAUGUACAACAGUGUAGCAUCUGCAAUGAAUUCCAGUCAAAACAAACCAAGGAACCCUUAAUGAUACAUCCGAUACCAAAGCUACCAUGGAGCAAAAUAGGAACAGACCUAUUCUCAAUCAGAGACAAGGAUUAUCUCAUUACAGUCGACUAUUACUCUGACUUCUGGGAACUCAAUGAACUCUCAUCUACUUCAGCAGAUACCAUCAUCAAAUGUUUGAAGGAGCACUUUAGUCGCCACGGGAUUCCAAACACUGUCAUAAGCGACAAUGGGCCGCAAUUUACAAACGACGCGUUUAGGAACUUUGCAGAUGAAUGGGAUUUCGAACAUGCAACCAGUUCACCCUACCACAGCCAGUCAAAUGGAAAAGCGGAAUCUGCCGUGAAAAUAGCAAAAGGGAUCAUCAAGAAAUCAAUGAAGGAAAAGGAAGACCUCUGGAGAGCCAUAUUAGACUGGAGAAAUACCCCAACUCAAGACAUGGGAUGUAGCCCUGCUCAGCGGCUAAUGUCAAGAAGAACAAGAUCAUCCCUUCCAAUCGCACACCAGCUUCUUAAACCCGAGAUUCAAAAAAAUGUACAAACCAAGAUCAGGAUCAAGAGACAGAGGUCGAAACAGUAUUAUGACAAAGGAACAAGACCACUAGCGGAACUAUGCACAGGUGACUACCUUCGAGUCAAACCUACCAGACUCGGAGACGACAAAUGGAAAUUUGGAAAAUGUGUUAAAAAACACACACUACCGCGCUCAUACAUAGUGGACAUAGAUGGAGUACAGUAUCGGAGAAACCGAAGGGACUUGAGAUUAUCCAGAGAAGUUCCACCUCCUGAAGACCUACAUGUGGACGAUCACCAGGACAUCAACAGUCAUGACAAAACGAAUGGGCCGACAGUGAAAGACAAUGAAAAACCUCAGGAGAAACAUCAGUUUUCGCAGCCAAAUGUCCGCAGGAGUUUAAGAACAAUAGUGCCACCUAAACACCUCGCCGAUUACGUGUGCAAAUAG